ACACAGCAGCAGCAGCCGCCGCUGCUGGAGGACUGCAAGCUCUUUGAGACACUCUUCGAGGGUGACAUGGCAGCACAGGCCCAGCAGGAGUGGAAGAAAGCCAUGACGGAGCUGGCUCAGGAGGAGCCGGACCUGCUCGAGCAUUUUCAGAAACUCUCUGAGGCUGCCUGCAAAGUUGGGACUGACACGGCUUCUCAGCAAGAAUUUACCUCCUGCCUCAAAGAUACCCUCCGUGGCCUCGCCAAGAAUGCCGAUAACUUGCAGUCUUCUGGCCUCGCCGGAGACGAUCUCGUAAAGGCCCUGGAAGGCUUGGGA
Hippocampus comes (tiger tail seahorse) is the source of this 315-nucleotide messenger RNA. Its product is annotated as peroxisomal biogenesis factor 19-like. Gene Ontology annotation, cellular component: peroxisome; peroxisomal membrane. NCBI's taxonomy places the organism in Eukaryota, Metazoa, Chordata, Actinopteri, Syngnathiformes, Syngnathidae. Gene Ontology annotation, biological process: protein import into peroxisome membrane. The transcript is spliced from 3 exons. The annotation marks the transcript as partial. The record is from RefSeq and is a predicted model, not a curated record.